Molecule: messenger RNA, 1932 nt
Organism: Oncorhynchus mykiss (rainbow trout)
Lineage: Eukaryota; Metazoa; Chordata; Actinopteri; Salmoniformes; Salmonidae
Gene: wdr89
Product: WD repeat domain 89
Molecular function (GO): protein binding
Source: RefSeq, a predicted model, not a curated record
CGGAACUCAUGCAUUGAGGAAAUUGGUCCAUCAACGGGCAGUAAAUACAGUGACACCGUGUCACAACGUGCUCAUGAAAAUCAGACACCGUCUAUUUUGCCAGCUGGGUGUAGUUGCAGGAAGUUGCCAUGGAGAGUCUGGGGGAGAAGUUCAAAGCUCUGUCAAUCACUCGGCGUGUCCAGCCAGAUGAGCCCACCUACCUGCUGGACCUGUCCCAUCAGACUGUCUCGGGCCCAGGGUUGGUGGCCGUAUGCUGCUCCAACCUCUCCAUCCGUUUGCAUAGUGAGGACAGCCUCAGCCUGCUCAGGGAGUACCAGGGACAUAGUGGUGCAAUCUGUGGGGUGUGCUUUGCCCACACCUCCCCUGACCUGCUCUUCUCAGGCUCUGCUGAUGGGACAGUGAGGACGUGGGAUGUCCGCUGCCCUGGUUCAGAGGCAGCACAGGUGUUCAGGAGUGACUCCUCCCACCACUUCUGCAGCUUUGAUGUGAGCUGCAGCGAUGUGGUCCUAUGUGCAGGCACUGAGCAGGUCGAUGAAGAUGAUAGCUUCUUGGUUUUCUGGGAUGCCCGCAUGGCAAAGGAGAAGGGAGGGGUUCUGGGUGUGUACUCUGAGUCCCACAGUGAUGACAUCACGCAGGUGCGUUUCCACCCCCGGAAUGCCGACCACUUGGCGUCUGGCUCCACUGAUGGCCUGGUGAAUGUGUUUGACCUGAGCCUUGGUGCAGAGGAGGAGGCCCUGCUGGCCACCUGUAACUGUGGCUCCUCUGCUAGCUCAGUGUGCUGGGCAGGGAAGGACUUCAACCAGCUGCUGUGCCUCAGCCACGACGAGGGCCUCCAUCUGUGGGACCUGGGUCAGUUGGACACAGACAAGCCUCUCACACUCUUCAGUGCUGCUGAUGCCCGCAGCCUGACCCCUCUCUCUAAUGAAGUGGCCCUGGAUUACUUUGUUGGCGGGACUUGGCUGGAGGAGGCAGGGCGCUUACUAGUGCUAGGUGGGACAAACAAUGGAGACAUCCACCUUCUGGAGUGCAGUGAGGAAGGCCUGUGUCUGCUGAGGUCCCUCCAAGGGGGCCACUCUUCCACAGUGCGCUGCUUCCUCUGGGAUCCCGCAGGGGAGGCCCUGCUCACAGGAGGGGAGGAUGCACAGCUGCUCUUGUGGAAGCCAGGGGCGGAGGAAUUCACCUCAGGGAAGAGGGACACCCUGAAGAGUGCCUCUGCAUUAAAACUAAAAUCUAGAUCACACAAGAAGCAUGGCUCCAAGAGGGAUAAGAAGCUAGAAGUGUGAGUCGGAUGCAAUAGAGGGCUCUCAAAGAAGGGCAAGACUGCAGUCCCUAUUUAAUCAAUCAAUAUUCCUCUUGCACUCACAGAGUACUCAUUUGGAUUCAUGAAAUCAACACAAUUAUAUUUUUUCUUUCUUGAAAGUAGUAUUAUACUUAUCCCAGAAACGGAUUAAUAAUCUCUUUUAACCGCUAGGGCUUAAAAUGAGAUUGAAUCGCAGUAUUUGUUAUUCAAAUGUUUCUCCCAACUUGUUUGGUAUUUUGUUUAGCUAAAGCCAACUGGUAUUUCUUUAGAAAUAUAAUUCUAGUUGAUCUAAUGCAUGCUCUCCUGUAAUUUAACUAACAUACUCAGUGGGUCACAAAGGCCAGGGUUCAGAACCAGAGCAUGCAGUACUUCAUCAUACUUAUUCAGAGGAGCAGCUUUAUUUCCACUCAAAUGGCACAGAGUGGAAUAACAUGACAGUUGCUAUGCAGGGACUCUGCUGCAUAUGUCAACCUGGUCUAAGAGCAUUUCACAUAAUUCUGUAUGUAAAUCUAAGACACCAUUUACUACAAUAUGCUAAGUUUCGUAUGAUAUGUAUUCAUUUGUGUAUGUGCAUCACCCAUUUUGUAUGAUAUGUUACGAAUAUGGCGUUCAAUACAUGUUAAAAGAAAAAA